AUGUCCUUCUCCGUACAAACAAGAGCGUGCUGCACCAGGCCUCCCGUCGUCCUCCGCGGAGGGUAUGAUUACAAGGAGAAAGGAGAGUACAUCGACUUCAACGGCAUGAAGACUUACGUCACUGGCAACCCAUCGGCCACUCGCGGCAUCUUCCUCUGCUACGACGUGUUUGGGCUUUUCGUGCAAGCCAUCAAAGGAUGCGACAUCUUGGCCUAUGGCAGUGACGAAACUCCCGACAAUGCUGGGGACUUCAAGGUGUUCAUGCCGGACUUUUGGGGAGACCAUCCGCAAGACCUAAACAACUUUCCACCGAAGACUCCGAAGCAGCGUCAGGCAGUGUAUGACUUCAUGACCGGGCCGGCGAACCCAAAGACAGUGCUGCCGCUGAUGCAGCCCCUGCAUGAUGCCUUCCAGAAGCAUAGUCCGAAGAUUAAUUCGUGGUCGCUGGUCGGUUUCUGCUGGGGAGUCAAGAUGUUGGCUCUAGUCACAACAAAGGGGACGAAGUUCCAGGCAGCGGCUGGAUGCCAUCCUAGCCUGAUGGACGUCGAGGACGCGAAGAAAGUCAGCGUACCGUUCUGUAUCAUGCCUAGCCAGGACGAGGAUCCUGAGCUUGUAGAUGCAUGGUUCCAUGAGAUCAAGGCCAGGAAUCCAAACAGCUACCUCGAGACAUUUGGCGAUCAAGUCCAUGGCUGGAUGACUUCCAGGGCCGACUUCAACAACCUGCACAACUACGAGGAGUACCUCAGAGGAUACCGCAUCAUGAGGACGUUCCUCGCUGCCCAUGCGUAG
This is a messenger RNA of Cyphellophora attinorum, 789 nucleotides long. RefSeq lists its product as uncharacterized. Gene Ontology annotation, molecular function: hydrolase activity. Bases 1 to 789 code for a protein of 262 amino acids. Lineage: Eukaryota; Fungi; Ascomycota; Eurotiomycetes; Chaetothyriales; Cyphellophoraceae. The transcript has 4 exons. The record is from RefSeq and is a predicted model, not a curated record.